Messenger RNA from Hippopotamus amphibius kiboko, 3733 nucleotides. It is a transcript of the gene PPEF1, whose product is annotated as protein phosphatase with EF-hand domain 1. The transcript has 23 exons. Gene Ontology annotation, molecular function: manganese ion binding; protein binding; iron ion binding. NCBI's taxonomy places the organism in Eukaryota, Metazoa, Chordata, Mammalia, Artiodactyla, Hippopotamidae. Gene Ontology annotation, cellular component: cytosol; nucleus. Bases 1397 to 3355 code for a protein of 652 amino acids. The record is from RefSeq and is a predicted model, not a curated record. Gene Ontology annotation, biological process: detection of stimulus involved in sensory perception.
AUUGGCCUUUAUUUUGUCAGGGUUGGAAAAGGCAUCUGGUCAGUCGGCCUCUUGCUCGAGGAUAUAGGUUCUUAAUGCUCCCCUGACGACCUCCACAACAUUCUUCCCUUCCCGAAGCCCCAGACGGGCUAAAAAUUAAGGGGCUCGUGUUUGAUCUUAUUUGUCUGUGGUGGGGGAGGGGUGGGGAGGCAGGUAUAGACAGCCCGCCCCUUUAUGGCUGGGGAAGGGGGUCGGGGAGAGUGAAGGGGAUGAAGCAGGACCGGCCACAAGAUUUGAGGGGUCCAGUGCAAAAUGAAAAUAGCAGAUUCCUUGAUCAUAAGUUAUUAGGAAUUCCAAAACCGUGAAGGCAGAGCAUUAAACCCAGCGCGGUCCCGUGAGAGUGCAGUCCAUGAGCCUGCCGCUGUGCUUCCAGGACUGUGGUCCCGAUAAGGUGCUGGGACCCUCCAUUAUGAAGGGCACCUUGAAUGGUCUCGUUUCUUGGGUUUCAUUGUCGGUGCCAUUUGCCCUCCCCAGUGUUUCUGGAUGGAUCUCCGUCACCAUCCUAGGACUGCUCACCAUCCUAGGAUUGCUUGCCAUCCUCAAAACCCACUUAAAACCAUUUGGGGUGGGGAGGUGGGGCUCUUUUAAAUGGUUAGUUUGACGUGGCUGAAGGCUGCGGCUGUACUUUUCCCAGGCGUCUUCCUCUGAGGCUGGCAGAAUGAUGGAGAAAUGAUGCUGAUUGUAUGAAAGCAACCCCUUCAGCCAACUCCUGUCUUCCUGGGAAGGCCCCUGGAAGAAACAGGUUGGAAAAUGGAGGCACUUUUCUGCCAUCUGAAGAAGUUGAAGCCGAGUUUGAAUGCGUUGCCGAGACCAUUCUGCUGCAAUGCCCCAGAGAGAGGUUGGCCUGAGUCUUAGAGGGAUAGACCACAUGCUACAGAACUGCAGCCAACCUGCACAGGAACAGGAGUGAAAAAUAAACCUUGAUGAGGCUGAGGAAUCCUCUUCAAGUAAGAUCUGUAAGUGUGACGAUGAACUGUGUCCUGAGCCUGCAGGUCAGGCUGAAAGAUUCAGCAGCCAGCAAAGUGAACAUCUAGAAGUCUGUUUUCCUUCAACCUGUGUGGAACUGAACACAUCCCUGCCUACCUGGAGGAAAGUCAGAGAACAUCUGCGAAGAGGCUGGAAGCUUCAUUUGCAAACACACAAGAUCUCUGCAUCCCUCAUAGAGAAGUUUUUUUUCGAUUUUGUUUCUCUUGAAACACCUGGGGUGAGGAUAAACCUCUGUAUCGGCCAAGCAGAAGAAACAGGAUCUAUGACCGAAGUGGAUCAGUCAAGAGGGACUCCUUGCAGCAUAAAGGGAAGCACUUUUCACACUGUUUGAGAAUAAGUUGAAUUCACGAACAUACUUGAUAUAGAAGACAUGGGCUGUAGAACUUCAUCUUCAAUGAAAGACAAGAAAUCUGAGAAAGCACUAAAAGCCGCAUUGGUCAUCCAGAACUGGUACCGAGGAUAUAGUGCUCGGUUGAAGACCAGACAACGCUAUGCCCUCAACAUCUUCCAGUCCAUCGAAUACGCUGAUGAACAAGGUCAAUUGCAGCUAUCCAACUUCUUUUCCUUCAUGUUGGAAAACUAUAAACAUGUACACAAGGAAGAAUCAGAAUUAGUAACUCCGCUUUUUGGUAGCAGCAUCCAGGGCAACAAGGAUAGACAGGACUAUUUGCAGUUGAUAGAUGUCCCGGACUCCUACUCUGGUCCUCGGCUGCAAUUUCCUCUCACUUUUACAGAUAUUGAUUUACUUGUUGAGGCCUUCAAGCAACAACAGAUACUUCAUGCUUAUUAUGUCUUAGAGGUGCUAUUUGAAACCAAGAAGCUCCUGCAGCAAAUGCCAAAUUUCACUCACACGAAAACUUCUCCCUCCAAAGAGAUAACAAUCUGUGGUGAUUUGCAUGGGAAACUAGAUGAUCUUUUUUUGAUCUUCUAUAAAAAUGGUCUCCCCUCAGUGAACAACCCAUAUGUUUUUAAUGGUGAUUUUGUAGAUCGAGGAAAAAAUUCCAUGGAGGUCCUAAUGAUCCUGUUCGUGAGUUUUCUUGUCUACCCCAAUGACCUGCACUUGAACAGAGGCAACCAUGAAGAUUUUAUGAUGAAUAUGAGGUAUGGCUUCACAAAAGAAGUUUUGCAUAAAUAUAAGCUGCAUGGAAAAAAAAUCUUACAAAUCUUGGAGGAUGUCUAUACCUGGCUCCCAAUUGGUACAAUCAUUGACAAUGAAGUCCUGGUCGUACACGGAGGGAUAUCUGAGUCCACAGAUUUGAAUUUACUCCACCGUAUAGAAAGAAACAAAUUGAAAUCUGUGCUGAUGCCACCAGUUCCAAUAGAUGGAGACUGUGCUGCUGAGAAGAAACAUAAAAUAGGUACAACCAUUACGGCUCGGGGAAUCAGAACAAAUGGAUCCCUUUCUGAACAAUUAACAAAGCAUGAAUGGAAACAGGUUAUCAACAUUCUGUGGAGUGAUCCCAGAGGCAAAAGAGGCUGUUACCCAAACACAAGUCGAGGAGGGGGCUGCUAUUUUGGACCAGACAUUACCUCCAAGAUUCUUAAUAAAUACAGGUUGAAGAUGCUCAUUAGGUCUCAUGAAUGUAAGCCCGAAGGGUAUGAAAUCUGCCAUGAUGGGAAGGUUAUUACUGUAUUUUCUGCAUCUAAUUAUUAUGAAGAAGGUAGCAAUCGAGGAGCUUACAUCAGAAUGAGUUCUGGUACAACCCCCCGAUUUUUCCAGUACCAAAUAACUAGGGCAACGUGCUUGAGGCCUCUUUACCAAAGGGUGAAUGCUAUUGAAAGUAGUGCCAUCAGGAUGUUAAAAGAGAGAAUGAUUUCACGAAAAACUGACCUCAUUCAUGCUUUCCAACUUCAAGACUGCAAUAAAUCAGGAAAACUUUCUAUGGGCCAGUGGGCUUUUUCCAUGGAGAACGUUUUGGGGCUGAACUUACCAUGGAGAUCCCUGAGUUCACGUCUGGUAACCACGGACAAAGAUGGAAAUAUUGACUACAUGUCCAGCUUCCAGGAUAUCCACAUUCAAAAACCUGUGAAAGAGGUUCAGUCCACGCUAAUUGAAACAGUGUACAGAUACCGAUCUGACCUGCAAAUCAUCUUUAAUGUCAUUGACUCUGAUCACUCAGGCCUGAUCUCCAUGGAAGAAUUUCACAGCAUGUGGAAGCUUUUCAAAAGCCACUACAGUGUCCGUAUUGAUGAUUCCCAGUUUGAUGAGCUCGCUGAAAGGAUGGACUUAAACAAAGAUGGAAGCAUUGACUUUAAUGAGUUUUUAAAGGCUUUCUAUGUAGUGCAUAAAUUUGACAAGUUGAGCAAAUCAGACAGCAAGAUUGAUUAACAAGAAUUAGGACCUUCCCUCCUUAUAAACAGUUGGCCCAAAUCACUGACAAUCUUUGCCACGAUCCUUGAAAUUCAUAGUCAGUAGCAGAGAAAAGUAGACCCCAAUUCAUGCCAUGAGCAGAUGUAUAAUGUGGGUAUUAGAAGUCCCUAGUAAGCUGUUACUGGUAAGACUAGGUUAAAUGUCAGCCGAUAGGAUUUGGCUCCAGUGGUGAGACUCACACACUGCCAGGUAGAAACUGGAUUUGAGCCUAGUGUUGGUCUAGUUUGAGCAGUUUGGAAACAUUGAAAAGAACCCACAGAACAUCAGAGGAAAGUACAACAUCUGUGAGUGGCUGAGGGAUAGGAGGAGGAAUACCAAACUAUUAACUGAAUAAAA